This is a messenger RNA of Vicugna pacos (alpaca), 7106 nucleotides long. NCBI's taxonomy places the organism in Eukaryota, Metazoa, Chordata, Mammalia, Artiodactyla, Camelidae. The record is from RefSeq and is a predicted model, not a curated record.
AUGUCUGAACAAGAGCGUAUACAGGAAUGCCUGAGGAAGGAAAUAAGGUCACUUCUCAUUUCCACCAAAGAUGGUUUGACCCCACAGCAGUUGGAAAAGGAGUACCUUUUGAUGGUUGGCAACAACUUACCACUCCGAAUCCUUGGGUAUCGGUCCACCAUGGAGCUGGUGCUGGACAUGCCUGAUGUUGUCUAUGUCUGCCCCCGUGGGGAUGGUACUGUAAUACUGAAAGCCAUUCCAGAUGAAUCCACCAAAGGAAUAGCAAGUUUAGUUGCAAAACAGAGGAGCAGCCAUAAGUUUCGAAACUCCAUGCAUAAGGGAAGGGCCAGUGUUUGCUGUGGGCCCAGCUCUCGACGGCGAGUACCUUAUCGAGGAAGGGUACCCCCUAUUCUUCCAGCUGUCGUGAAGAGUGAGUUGAAAGACCUCUUGGCAUUAUCUCCUGUUCUCCUUUCUGAUUUUGAAAAGGCAUUUGUCAGGCGAUUUGGACGAUCAUUCCAGUACGUGCAGUAUGGAUUCCUCUCUAUGUUUGAGGUGCUGAAUGCCGCAUCGGAUGUUAUUUCUGUAGAACAGACCAGGGCAGGUUCUUUGCUGACCCUGAAGAAGAGCAUAUCAGAGGAAAGGCAGAGAGGAUGGCCGGCAGGUAAAAAUUUUAUCCAGCCUUUUAGAAUGAAACAGGGGUCAUAUCCCACAGGCUUCCCAGUAGCAAGGGCACGCUUUUCACAAUCCACUUCAAACAUGAAACUACCGAAGCAAAUAUUCAAUGUGGAAAAGAUGUCUAAGUCAAAUGUAGCGGAGACUUCAAGGCUGAAUCACUCUGAAAAAUUAAACCAGUUGGAAAACACCUUCAAAUCAGUUAUUGCACAAAUUGGACCUGGAGGGACUAUUGAUCCAGAACUAAAACAUAAGAUAAAAUUUGUUGUAUCCAAGUUUCCGGAAGGUUUGCUUAUUUCUAAACUGCUUGGAGAGUUUGAGGUAACUUUUAAAGAGCAACUUUCACCCAAAAAACUGGGCUUCUUAAAUGUGACAGAGCUUGUUGGAGCUCUUAGUGACAUUCUCCGUGUUGAGUUCAGGGAAGGAGAACAAGACUUGCUGGUGUUUGAUGCUGACGUGAAGCCUCUACCACCUGUUCAAUCGGAUGAGAAAACAGAAGCCAAAGCUGGUGUGUCCAGUCCCCCUAGAAGUUCACUGUCUACUGCUGGUAUCAGGGAGACUACAUGGGGCUGCCUUUCAAAAAGCCAUAAAGAGCAGCAGAAGAUCUGCAGGAAGCCUAACCUGGUGGUGAAGCCUUUGCAGCUGCAAGAAGAAAUGAACAAAUCACAGCUCAGCUUGGCAAUGGCAGAUCCUGAUUUCCCACCAGAUGCUGUACGAGACAGGAAGUUAUGCAGGCUGCCGCCACUGGACACCAGUACCCUGGUGGGGGUCUUUGUGGAGUACAUCAUCUCUCCCAGUCAAUUCUACAUCCGGAUCUAUAGCCGGGAUUCAUCAGAGUUACUUGAAGACAUGAUGAUCGAAAUGCGGCGCUGCUAUUCGAAUCAGCUGGUCUCUGAUCGAUACACCAUGCCUGAGCAUUUUAUCCAGCCGGGGCAUCUCUGCUGUGUAAGGAUUUCUGAGGAUAAGUGGUGGUAUCGGGUCGUUAUCCAUCGAGUUCUUGGGAAGCAGGAGGUUGAAGUGUUCUACCCAGACUUCGGAAAUAUUGGAACUGUUCGGACGUCCUCCCUGAGGUUCCUCAAGUGCUGCUACACAAAGCUUCCAGCUCAGGCUAUCCCUUGUUCUUUGGCUUGGGUGAGACCAGUGGAGGAACACUGGACAUCCAGAGCUAUUUUGCAGUUCCAGAAGUUGUGUGGUUUGAAGCCAUUAGUGGGGGUAGUGGAUGAAUAUGUUGAUGGAAUCCUUAAUAUUUUUCUGUGUGAUACAUCCUCAAAUGAAGACAUCUAUUUCCAUCACGUCCUAAGAACAGAGGGCCACGCCAUUGUAUGCCGAGAAAAUGUCCCUUCUAAGGGUUUCAGAGACCUCAACCCUUUAGCUUUAUACACUAAAUCCAGUGCAGGGCCCGAGGACAUUGUCCUGACAGAACUGGGCUGUCCUUCCCAGCAGCACUAUUUUAAUGAAGACCGAGAGAUAAGUCCGCCAUCAAAAGAGAGUGAAUUAUAUACCCUGCAAGAUAUUAAUGAGGUCAGUCACCUUAAAUCAAUCACCUCAAAGGAGCCAUUAAAGGAUUCUGAAUUCUGUUCUUUGAAAACUCAAGAUAAGAGCUGUGAAGACAAUCCAAAGUGGUCUGUCCCGGAGUUAAAGGGUCUGAAGGAAGAAAAUGAGGAUGAGAUCCCUACUGGAAUGCCAUGCCUGGAGUCAGUAACCAUAGGUGAUGAUAUUUGGGAUGAGAACUGGUUACCUUUGCAGUCUGAAAUGGGAAAAGGAAGUGAUGCUGCCUCCCACUUACUUACCUCAAGCUUUGGUGGACAGAAACCAUAUUCGUCAUGUAAAGAAGUGCCACAGAAGGGUUGGUGUUUUUCUGCACCCAGAGGUACCUGGGACGAGUCCUGGCAGCCUUCAGGCCUUGUGAAUGGGCUGGGAGUAGAAGGACUGGGUGCUCAGGAAAGAAACCCUGAAACAGCCAGGGUUCAAAAGCAACCAGACUUAGAGAGCCCCCCGGAGCCCUCCACACUGCCCAAGUUGGAGGGGUUCUGCGUCUCCCUUUUCCAGUCGCAGCAGUCGGCAGAAGGGGGCCAGUUUGAGCCCAGCAGCCUUCAGACUCGACCAAAGCAAGUCCAGCUGUCCCCAGCCGCGCUCCGCUCGGCAUCUGCCGUGGGCGACUCCCCACAGAAGCACUCUGAUUCAGUGGAAAGCUCUCCAGAGCGCCUAAAGAAUGAAGAUUUUUCUAGUAGCCAUGCUAUUACAGUGUUCAAAGGUAAGAGUCAAGGAGCCAUGGACCAGCUGUCUUUGAUUUUGUCUCCCGGACACCAGAUUUCUCAGAAGCUCUACAUUCCUCGAAGUACAGCCACCGCUGCCUUAGGAGCUGCCGCGCGGUUAGCCACAUCCCAGAGCCUCCUACACUGGUACCCCAGUGUGAAAAGGUCGGAAGCAUGAGGGACAGAGGGAAGCAUAAACCAGAUGCUUGGGGCGUGGUGACUUCCCAGGCCUAAAUAAGAAGGAGGUAUUGAGACAAAACAGUAUUUUGAUAGCUGACGCCUUGGUCUUUCUGUGGGACUCUGCUAGCUUUAGCGUGCUCACAGCCCAUUUUGGGGUGUAAGUAUUGCUGUUUAAUGUUAAUUUCCAUUUUUAUUGAUGACGUUUCUUGUUCUGUAUCUUUUUGUUCACCUUUGUUUAAUAUAGUAGUUUAAAGGGGUUUUUAGUUUUUGUGUUGCUAUAAACGUUUUUCCUGUGGAUAUUGUGACUGAUAAAUGUAAACUGGAAAACUAAUGUUUUGUGAUCCAUAUUUAGUAAGACAAAAAUUCUCACGUCCCCAUCUCCAGAAAAAGGAUGUCUGAAUUUUAAGGCUGCUUUUUCAUAUUUGAAAAUUUCUAAACCUUAGAAUCCAGGGCUCCAGUCUGUAUCAUCAGUUAUUUCUUUGAAAUACUCAGAUCAGUAAGAAAAUCCACACCCUGAAGCUUUGUCAUAUGAACACUUUUCCAUUAAGCUGUACUUCAGUGUAGGGAGUUUGUUGAAGACUAACAGCGGAAUUACAGGGGCCAGUUGCUGAGACUUAGCCAAGCCCUCUCUGUAGCCAGCAGAGUCCCCAGGCGCCUGAUGAGGCAGUAGUUAGGCAGUGUCAUUGGUUAAGCAUGUAUGUAACACGAUGUUCUCUGAAAUCCAGUUUACUGUAUGACAUUCUGUUUCAGCUCAGAGUAUAAACCAUCAAAAGGAAAGAAAAGACUGAAGGGAAAUUAAGGCAUGUGGGUGAUACAGAUUUCUCUGUGGUAAAAUGCUAGAAUUAUCCCCAAAUUAAAAAAAAAAUCCAAUACUGAAGCAUUUUUUAGUGGCAGAAUCAGAGAAAGAGGCAUGAGUUGCUGGCACGCUGCACGUGACUGGGUUCUCUCCCUUGUAGCCCCUGUUCUGAGACCUCCUGUUUUGACAUUACAUGGCAGAGCUGGUUCCGAGUUCCUUUCUCUCUUUCUACGAUAAGGAACGUCUCCUCUUUCCUUCUCAAUUACUUAAUCAGCAAAAUGCCCACUGAGGAAGGGAGUGGGAUGAAAGUAAGCAUCAGUGUGCAUUUAAAUAUAGACAGUUACUGGUUGAAAGUACGAUCUUAGAAUGGGGUAAUCGUGAAACAAAGUUAAACCCAAAGCCUCUAACUACUGGGUGUUUUGGUUUAAAAACCUCAGAGAAAACAUGGUUAAUGCAAUAAAAUUUAAAAAUCCAGAUUCACCUUUAAUUCCAGUAUAUCUGUAAGAAUGAUGAUAUACUAAUUGACCCAAAAAAAUGUAAACUGGAAACAUCACUGAUAGUCGACCCAGAAGGAAUUAGUUUCCCAUGUGAGUUGUGAUUUCAUAUCAGACGUCUUUAUUGGAGAAGACAGUUGAAGAGUUGUGUGGAAGGUCAAUGGAUAGUUAAAUGUCACAUGACAGUUAAAUGUCAUGUAUGAUACUCAGUUGUGGUAUGAACUGGAAAAGCUGUUUUUCAUAUAAGUUUAGGUGAUUAUCCACAGAUUGUUUCUAAAGAAGAAAAUUCAUUUUGGCUGAUGCUGCUUCGAAUUAUUUCUUUAAAGAAGAAGCCAAGUCUGAGGAGUAUGCUUCACUUCUCUAGAUGGACGGUCACUGAGUUUGGGGCAGGGUGAGUCUGGCAGAAGCAGUGUUUAAAUACACAGUAGGUCAAACUAUAACCCUCCCCGUAAUAGCAGAAAACUACAGGAGGAGCCUUGCCAAUACUGCGCAACCUGACAGUGACUCAUUUUACACUCAUCCCGUUGGAUGGGGAUUAUGGAAUCACUUGGCUAAGGCUCUUUCAGAGUCCUGUCCAUUUGCAAAUGGCCAGAUAGAGAAUCAUUUAGAGAAACCAUCUCAAAUGAAUGAGUAUCGACCCACUUUGAGAGAAGCGUGUUUAGUAAUGAGUAGUUAACAUCCUGUUUGAAUCAGUAGAGUGAAGAAGGACACUUUGAGAGGCGUGUACAUUUUGACUGCUUGACUUUGACUAGGGCAGCCAAUCUGCCAUCUGUUUCCCUACCUUCUCCCAAAAGGUGGGUUUCGUUUGGUAGUUAACUGAAGUAGCUCAAAGCAUCAAGCAAAUUUAAUAGAUGAUUUGAAAAUGAGUAAAUAAGUUUUUGUGUAUAGGCAGGAAUGCAAUAAGAAAUGUUCAGAAUACAGGGAGAUGCUCUGUGGUUUAGGGUUAAUUGUAUUUAUUGUCAAAGGAUGGGUUGAUAUUUGCUAUGCUUAGAACAGCACCCCCUCACCCCAUUUUUGGUGUGAAGGAUCUGUUAGAAGUAGUGGAGUUUCCUCAAGAAAUGUUGACUGGAAAGUGGGAGCUUGAGGUGUGUGUGAGGGGAUGGGGGUGAGAGCACAUGGUUGUAAACUCCUUAGGGAUGGAAGAGGGAGUGGCUUUACCAUUAGCCUCUCUGGUUUUAACUCCAGUGGCUUGUAGCCAACACCCCUCUCCCAUCUAAAACUACAGCGCGGGAUAUCAAAAGAGUGGGCCAUGCCUUUUCCCUCCAGCCCUCGCACAUUUGAGAUGCCAGUUGCCCAUUUCAAGGCAUGGGGACAGCUGGAGACUUCUGUCUGCAGUCAGGCUGUGUCUAACCUAAAGACUUAGAUUGUAGAAUUUCGAUGUAGAAAGGACCUUAGAUGAGGAAGUUUGGAGCCCGGACAGACUGCUUUGCCUGUGGUCACACAGCUUAAAUUCCUCCAUCUGUGGACUCCUAGCUCGGUGCCCUUUCCACAGGAAGAUAUUGCAGCUCCACCUUGUGUUGUUGAAAUGACUUGAAGCCAGAAGACACAGUUUGGUAGAUAAGUCUAAAAGCAUGAUGGUUCUGUUGUCUGGGCAACCCCUAGUGCUGGUGGGGAGAGGAGUUAAUUUACACAGAUCUCGUAUUCUUGAAUGUGGAAUGCUUCAAUAGCAGUGGGCUGGUUGUACAGCUGAAGAAUCUAAAAGGGGAGCCUUGUGAGGGACAAGAAACUGAAAUCUUAGAGCAGUCUUUCUGAAGCUUCCUGUUAACAUUUGUACUAGACAGCAGGGCCUUUCUAACAAACCUUUGAUACCUUUUCAGAAUUAAAUUCAUCUUAUUUGCAUAUAUAGUACUGCAUUAUUCAUAAUUUUGCAGGAGCCAUCUCUAAGAUGUUUAAAAGAUUUCAUUUCCUAUACCUCCUUCAGAGCUUGGCGUUUUCCCAAGAUGCCAGCCAAGGUGUGUAUCAACUAAAUUUAUCCACAUGCUUUGGUCACAGCCCUUCCUAACAGUUAGGUGUCAUUUGUCUCAUUUAGUCAAUCACCAGUCAGCCUAGUAAGUUUUUGGUGUCAUUAGUCUUUUGGAACCAGAAUGCUUCAAACUCUGCUAUUCUUGACCACGCAGACAGAAAUUGUUUCAACUUCUCAGUUGAGGACUUCCCUAAUACUAGAAUCACCAUUCCAUUGCCACUUUUCACAUGAAAUUGAGUGUUUGAGUGGAGAAUUUAUUCACAGCUAAAUUGUCUUGGUUAUAAGAUUUUGGGAAAUGUUUUUAUCUUUCUGUUUGGUAUAAACUGUUUUUUUUCUGUUAAAAAAUUUUAAGGUAUUUUAAUUUAUGGAGAAAUGGUUAUAGGAAACAAUUUUUACUUGAUUAUUACUUCUUGGUGCAAUUUAGAUAAAUACUUUGAUGAGGACACCAAACUGUGACUCUGCCCUGUAAAGUUUUGUUGUGGACCUGAUGGGAAGUUACUGGAAUCAAAGAAUUAUGAUUAGCCUAAUCUUUGGAGUUUGUAACAGCAUUUUGUUUGAUUUAAGUAUUUAUGAAGUUGGAAUUUGUAUUGUCAAAAAUGUCUUAUGUGGCUUUUUUGUAGUUUUUGUUGUGAUGAUUCUGCUGGAAUCAAAAUUUCACUUAAAUAUGUGAUCCAAAAACUUAAUUGAGUAAAAUACAAAAUUUCCUUGUGUAGUUGUGAAAACAAAGAUUUGAUCUUCUUGACUGAAAUAUUUGUCUUCGUUUUUGG